This is a messenger RNA of Lotus japonicus, 2161 nucleotides long. RefSeq names its product CASP-like protein 5C1. The record is from RefSeq and is a predicted model, not a curated record. Gene Ontology annotation, cellular component: membrane. The coding region runs from base 1054 to 1512 and encodes 152 amino acids. NCBI's taxonomy places the organism in Eukaryota, Viridiplantae, Streptophyta, Magnoliopsida, Fabales, Fabaceae. The transcript is spliced from 4 exons.
AUUUUUAAAUUAAGAAAAUUUUAAAAUGUUCCCAGGAAUACAAAAUACUUACCAAACACAUUUAUAAAAUUUACCCAGAAAUAACAUACCCGGUAAUCAUAUUCCUCCGGGAAUGUGAUCUCAAACCUUGAAACAAACGCCCCCUUGGUACUGGUUUACACUAACAGUCGACCGUCGACACCAUUCUAGGUUCUCCAUUACCAUUUGUUUAACAUGAUACAUCACUUUCCAAUGAAAAUGGGGUCAAUACGGUUGUGACAAGUGGCCAAUCCAAGUUCCCUCUUUAGAAAAAGCACUGGUGGUGUAUAAUAUGCUUCUAGUCAUUCAAUUCCUGAAUUCAUUUUAGACAGAUGCUAUCAUGUCCUGUCCCUAGCAUGAAUAACGACCGUUCAAAUCCAUACAAGAAAUAUAUAAAAAAACAAACGAACGAAGAAAUAAAUAAGAAACAAAAAGAGGAUCAAAUCUAGCAAAAGAACCGAUAUUUUAUCAUACUUUUUGAGCUUUGAAUAUAUCUCAUCUCAAAAUAUUUUAAUCUUCUCUGCAUACCAAAAGGCCUAUUUGCACCUUGAGUAGAGAAGGCAAAAACGUUUCUGCUAUUAACAGAAAAAAUUUAGAGGACUUCACCCUAUACUAUUUAUGCCUAGAAAGUUUAUCUAUUUAGCGGCGUGAUUACUUGCCACCGAAAACUAAGUAGCCCCAUGUGUCAACUCCAUCUUCAAAACUAAAACAACUACGCCAUUGCUCAAUCAUUCAGACCACAAAAGCCUUUGUACUAUCUCCAAAUUCCACCUAACAAUAAUUUUCUGGAAACCUAUCAUGAAGCUUCUGUUUGAUAGAGAAAUGCCUUCAUUGUCAUAAAGUGCAACCAAGCAAGCUCCUUACAUAGAGGAAUUUUCUUCUUCUAUUCAUUAGCUUAGCUUGUUUGACACUUGGCACCAGGGGAAAAAGGAUUCAGGCUUGAAAGAGAAUUAUGAUAGCAGCAUAUCACAAGGGAAGAGCAAAAUCCAAAAGUAGAAUUGGUAUAGUACCCUGUAAACCCCAUACAACAAUUUCAUGGAUGAAUUUCCUGGCUCAGUAGGCACCAGCGCCAGCUUGAGCCUGAGAUUAGGCCAGACCAUAUGCUCAUCUGCCUCACUUCUUUUCAUGUCUUUGGGAGUUGAAUUCUACAGCUACACAUCCUUCUGCUUUCUGGUAACAAUUAUGGGUUUGGUAAUACCUUGGAGUUUCACGUUAGCAGUGGUUGAUGGGUACUCAACUCUGGUAAAAUGCCCCGUUCGUCAACCAGGAAUACUGUUGAUUAUCAUUGUGGGAGACUGGGUGUUAUCAACCCUAACAUUAGCAGCAGCUUCCUCAACAGCAAGUGUGGUAGAUCUCCUGCUGAACUCCGACGGGUCUUUUUGUCCUAUAAAGUUUUGCUGCAGGUACAGGAUAUCUGCAGUUAUGGCCUUCCUGACAUGGUCUCUAUCUUUGGCAUCCUCUCUUUUUAACCUUUGGCUAUUACCCUCUUUGUGAUUCUCAUUUGAUUCCCCUGUGAAAAUAUUAGAUUAACCAUUGUUUAUUUGUAAUUUUCUUUUCGAUUUAGCAUGAUAUACCAUAGGGAACAUUUUUUGUGAAUGAUGUAUGAUUACAGAACUCAUAACAUGUAAAUGAGAAAGUUUAGAGUACAGAGAUGCUCAAUGUUAUACUGCACACAAGAGCACAAGGAUGUCAACUUAAGAAGACACUUCUAUGUCCAAUACUUAUACUGUGGUCCAUGGACAAUAGAAUUAGAAGAGGGGGUGGGAAGAGAGUCUCUUCAAGCGACAGUUACUCAAGGAGUCUAGUGAAUAUCAUUGUUGUGUUUCAUGAAGAAGAUCACUGUCUGCAGUUCUGCAGUUUGCUAAUCUUUUCACCUUGGAAGGUUUAGGCUCCAAUCAUGUCUUUCACCAUUACCUACUGGCUCCUGACACCAAGUCAACAAGUGGUCAAUUUGCAGGGAAGUCACAUGUAUAUACGAAAUCAACAACAAAUCAAGCAGUAUUACAUUUUGAUCACUAAACCGGCCUCAGAUGUAAAAGGGACUUCCUUUCUUUUUUGCGAUUGAAAAAAGCACCAUAGAACCCUCCCAGAUGGAAUAUAUCAUUUGGAAAUGUAUUCCUUUCAUUAGUAUUCAUAAAUCAAC